AUGGUUGCGAAGAAGGAAGGCGACGAUGCUGUUGUCAGCCAGAAUCUGCCCGAUGAUUGUUCGGGGAUCGAGAUGGGCGAGACAACUCGGACCACCGCAGCCCUUGGGGAGGCAGCUGACAUUUACGGAGACGUUGAAAUUGCUCAGCAGCUCGGCUACGUCGUCCGAGGUCUCAAGGCUCGUCAUAUCCAGUUUAUCGCUAUUGGAGGCUCGGUUGGUACCGGCCUCUUUCUCGGUAUUGGCGGUGCUUUCCUCAAAGCCGGUCCCCUCUCGGUCAUCCUAGGUUUCACAAUCACGGGUGUAGCUGUCCACGCCAUGAUGAACUGCCUCGGAGAGAUGACGACCUGGCUACCGCUGCCCGGUGCUAUCCCGCAGUACUGUGCCCGCUAUGUCGAUCCUGCUAUGGGCUUCGCCGUCGGUUGGAACAUCUGGUAUCUCUCCACAGUCGCCAUCUGCGUCGAGCUCAUUGCCGCGGCCGUCCUGGUCACAUUUUGGAACGACAGCAUCAACCCGGCGGUGUGGAUCAGCAUCCUCAUUGUGGUGAUUCUCAGCCUGAACGUCUUCGCCGUUUCGAUAUACGGCGAGGCCGAGUUCGUGUUCGCCGCCAUCAAAAUCCUUGCCAUCAUCGGCCUGCUCCUCAUGGCUUUCAUUGUGGACCUAGGCGGCAGUCCUACCGGUGAUCGGCUCGGCUUCCGGUACUGGUACAAUCCAGGGCCGGUAAUGAAAGAAGUCGUGGCUACUGGGCCCACGGGCCGCUUCCUCGGCCUGUGGUCCACCCUCGUCUACGCCGCUUUCUCGUACGGCGGUAUCGAGAUGGUUGCCGUCGCAGCCGGUGAAGCCGAGAACCCUCGCAGGAACAUCCCGCGGGCUAUCCGGCGUCUCAUCUGGCGCAUCGUCAUCUUUUACAUCCUCGGAUCGCUGGGCAUCAGCGUGCUCGUCCCCUCCGACGAUGCGCGCCUCGCUAGCGCCUCGCCGUGGGUCCUCGCCGCCAACAACGCCAACAUCCGCGUCCUGCCUCACAUCAUCAACGCCGUCAUCCUAACCUCGGCGUCCUCGUCCGCCAACGCUUUCUUGUUUGUAGGCUCCCGCUACCUCUUCGGGCUCGCCCAGAACAGACAGGCCCCGCGCAUCUUCCUCAAGUGCACGGCCACGGGCGUCCCCAUCUACGGCAUCUGCUUCACCGCCAUGUGGACCGGCCUGGCGUACCUGUCCUGCUCCCGAGGCGCCGCCAAGGCCUUCCAGUAUUUCCUCAGUCUCGGUACGGUCGCUUCGCUCUCCACGUGGUGCAGCAUCUGCGUCACCUACAUACGCUUCCGAAAGGCCCUAGCCGCGCAGGGCAUCAGCACAAAGGACCUUCAUUUCAAGUCUCCCUUCCCGCCUGUCGCUGCCUGGAUAGCCCUUUGCUUCUUUCUUCUCGUCAUUCUCUUCAAUGGCUGGGAGGUCUUCACCAGGGGCAACUGGUCGGUGCAGACCUUCAUCACUUGCUACAUUGGGGUUCCACUGUACUUUGCGUUCUAUCUCUUUUGGAAGGUGUUCAGGCGGACGAAAGUUGUCGAUCCUGCUACCGCUGACAUCUGGACUGGUAAAGCCGCUCUGGACGCCGAGGUGUGGCCUGAGCAGAAGCCGAGGAAUUUCUUGGAAAAGAUGUGGAUGUGGAUUGUUUAA
This is a messenger RNA of Thyridium curvatum, 1665 nucleotides long. RefSeq lists its product as uncharacterized. Gene Ontology annotation, molecular function: amino acid transmembrane transporter activity. The transcript is spliced from 2 exons. Gene Ontology annotation, biological process: amino acid transmembrane transport. The coding region runs from base 1 to 1665 and encodes 554 amino acids. Lineage: Eukaryota; Fungi; Ascomycota; Sordariomycetes; Thyridiales; Thyridiaceae. The record is from RefSeq and is a predicted model, not a curated record. Gene Ontology annotation, cellular component: membrane.